Electrophorus electricus (electric eel) is the source of this 4622-nucleotide messenger RNA. NCBI's taxonomy places the organism in Eukaryota, Metazoa, Chordata, Actinopteri, Gymnotiformes, Gymnotidae. The record is from RefSeq and is a predicted model, not a curated record.
UCUUUUUUUUUUUUUUUUUUUUUUUUAAACAAAUCACAGAAAUGAACAAUGACCAUAGUUGACAAACCUUCAGAGAAGUCUGACCUUGAGUCAGUGCGGUGCAAGCACUCUGGCUCCCUGACUCCUUUCUCCUCUGGAGACAUGGACGGCAGCAGUUCCAGCUGGAGUGUGAGCCCUUCCGCCACUGAGCUCGCGAGGGCAAAGACGGCCUGCAUGGCUCCCAGCAUCGGAGCGGCAGUGUAUGGCAGCACCACUGCGCUUCCGACAGAGAGGCCCAAGGAGCCAGUGUUGAUGACCUGUGCCGAUGGCAUCGCUCUACCCCAGAAGGUCCUGUUUCCAGCAGAACGCCUCUGCUUGAAGUGGAACCAAGUCCAUCGUAUUGGAGCAGGUCUCCAGAACCUGGGCAACACAUGUUUUUUAAACUCUGCCCUUCAAUGUCUCUCCUACACGGCUCCUCUUGCCAACUACAUGCUGUCCAGAGAGCAUUCCAAACAUUGUCAUGAGCCUGGAUUUUGCAUGAUGUGCACCAUGCAGAAUCACAUAACCCAGGUAUUUGCCAAUUCGGGAAAUGUCAUUAAACCCAUCGGUGUGUUGAAUGAACUCAAACGUGAGUAUGAAUUGCAAAAGCAUUUUCGUUUUGGGAGUCAAGAAGACGCCCAUGAGUUCUUGCGAUACACAGUGGACGCUAUGCAAAAGUCCUGCCUGCCUGGAAAUAAACUGGACAGGCAAACACAGGCAACCACUCUGAUCCAUCAGAUAUUUGGAGGCUACCUGAGGUCAAGAGUGAAGUGUUUGAAUUGCAAAGCAGUGUCCGAUACAUUUGAUCCAUAUCUGGAUAUUGCACUGGACAUUAAGACUGCUCCAACCAUUACUAAAGCUCUUGAGCAAUUUGUUAAACCUGAGCAGCUUGACGGGGACAAUGCCUACAAGUGUACCAAAUGUAAGAAAAUGGUCCAAGCCUCAAAGAGGUUUACAGUUCACCGCAGCUCCAAUGUGCUCACCAUUUCCCUAAAGCGCUUCGCUAACUUCAAUGGAGGCAAAAUUGCAAAGGACGUGAGAUAUCCAGAGUAUCUGGACAUGCGCCCAUUCAUGUCUCAGUCCCACGGAGAGCCACAGGUCUACGGGCUGUAUUCUGUGCUGGUCCACUCUGGGUUUAGCUGUCACGCCGGACACUACUACUGCUACGUGAAGGCUAGUACUGGGCAGUGGUAUCAGAUGAACGAUGCAUCAGUGUCCAUUAGCGACAUAAGAUCAGUGCUGAACCAACAAGCAUACUUGCUAUUCUACAUCAGGUCAACAGAUCUUAAAAGCGAAGAUUGUAACCACAUGAUGUAUGCUCCUGGUCAGUCCUCCCCUCGCCCGGUCAGCACGGCCAAGAUGAAUGGGCCUCCGUACACCUCCGCGUCCUUCAUCGGUCCACAGCUUCCUCCUCACAUGAAUAACUCGUAUGCCAAUGGGAAUGGAUCCUUGAAGGUGGAGCACAAUGGCCCAAAGCCUGGUGGCAGCAGCUUAAGCACUGUGACCAAAACAGGCUCCACCCCGUCUCUCUCUUCCACUUCUUCCUCCCCAUCUCAUCAACUCGUCCGUCCCACAGCCAUCGCGGACGCACCAAAGAGGCCCAAGCUAACCUUUCUCAUCGGCCAGGGAAAGGCGGUGCGGCCCAGCCAGAGCCAGCCGAGCCCCAGCUGUUCUUCGGUUGCCGCCUCGUCCCAUUUGCAACUGCUGCCCUCGUCCUCUUCCUCUAGCAUCCCGAAGUCUACCUCAGAUCUCCAAAAGCUUGCGCAGGUCAACGGCAACACUGCCGGUCAAAGUGGGGCGGCUUUCCUGGUCCCCUACAGCCAGGAGUCAUCUGACGAGUCUGACCAGGAGGGCGGAGGAGCCUUGAACAAUGGCACAGUGAAGCCCUACCCUGGUGCCAAGACAGCCAAUGGGAAAGGUGGGAUGGAUGGUCCCCUCUCCCACAGCUCAAGUUCGCUCACCCCCAAGACCAAAGGCUCCAGUAGCUUCCCUGGGACACUCCCACGUGAAAACGGAUCAGGACCUGUUCACAGUACCCAGAACGGCCAUCAUAAAGUCAAUGGUUUCAAGCCUUCUGAUAAGACCACAGAAAGCGGAGGAUCUUUAUCUUCCCUCAUCAGCCCCACCAGCGGUUUGGAUGCCCAGCUCAGAAGGAACAUGUCCAGCUCCAAGCCAGUGACUUCUGAUGACCUGUACCCUCAUUCGCCUUCCUCUGAACGGGCAAAAGCGCUGCCUGAGCCCCUCGAGCAGCAUGCCACGCACUCGCCGUGCCAGUUCCCACCCAGCGCCCCGCUGGCCACCAAGACGCUGGCUAAGCCAACCAUUGUCACGCUUUGCACCCAAACCACCUCACUAGACAAGCCCAACAACUGCCUUGGCACCUCUGUGGCGAAAGGCACCGCAACGGCCCCCGAGGCCGACCACGGGCCCGACGGGCACAGGGCUCCAGAGAGGCCCGUGGCAGCUACAGACGCAUUCGGGCCGGAUGGUGGUGGCGGUACCUGCAGGGAAGAGGCAACAGCGCCUGAGCCGGGUGCACCUGGCUCCAGGGAGGGCAAACGACUGGAUGAGGAGCACAAGGGUGCUAAAGACUCGGAGCAGCCACACACUUCCACCUGCACGCAGGACCGAGACAGGGUGAGGCAGCGGCAGAGAGAGAGAGAGCAUGAGGACCUGAGUCGGGAGCGCUACGGGUAUGGCCAUCGGCCUGAGAGGGACUACCAUCCCGCUAAGGAGCGCUCCCCCAGUCGAGAGAGGCACCCUCGAGAGCGAGAGCGAGAGGGAGAUCGGUACCGGGACGGGCAUGCCCACCACCGCCGAGACCACUACUACCACCACCGGCGCCACCACCACCAUCACAGCAACAGGGAGGAGCGCGACUGGGACAGAGAGCGGUGGCAUGGGGUCAACUGCCAUGACGCUCGCCACUCCUCUGGCCACUACAGCCGAGAGAGGGGUUCAGGCCACCAGUGGCGCACUCGGGACAGGUGGCCCCGUGGAGCAGAGGAGAGCGUGACGAGAGCACCUCAUCCACGCUCCGCCAGCCCAUCCCUGCGACAGCCGGCCCGAAAACGCAGCCUGUCGGAUAAUGAGGAAGAUCCGUGUGAGGAGCGCAAGAAAAAGAACGCUAAAAAGGCCAAGAAAAAGAACCGAGAGAAGCACAGGAGUUCAGAGAGGGACCCUUCUGAUAGGAAUGGAGAUGGCAACGGCUCCUGGCGACACAAAAAGAAGAAAAAGAAGAAGAAGAGAAAGCACGAGGUGGAUGAGCGGCCUCGUACAGAGAGUCGCUCCUCCCGUAGCUCGGACGAGCGGGACUGUAAAAGCCACGGCGGUGAUGGGAGAGUUGGCCGUAAACGGUGCGCCAGCUCUGACCCAGGCGAGUCGCCAGCUGGCACCAGUCCAGCUACUACUGAGGAUUAUUGCCAUCUUAAUGGUCACUCAGAUAAUGGUGUAAACCAUUACAGCGGAAGUGUUCGUGGGUACUGCCAUAAUGACAGGGGUGACCAGGUGAAAUACAGACGCCUGAGCUACACUUCCACGAACAGCAGUAGGAAGUCCAUCUCAUGUGCAGGACCACACGCAGUCACAGGCACUAUGUGCAACAGACUCUCCUCCACAGAUGAGAUUGCAAAUGUUCAGUGAAAGAGAUCCUGUCUCAGGACUAAGACCAUGAACACAAAAUUGAGAAAGAGAUGAACUCUACAGCUUCAGAAUAAGCUCCUCAACUUUAAAAGGGUGCUUUAAUAAUUGAUAAAAUACUGUAUUUUUACCACAAAACUUUUAAGGUUGUUUUUUUUUCCCCUUUUUUACCAUACUGUACAGCUGGACUUUAAAGUAAAACUCAAUGAAAAAUGCAGACUGUAUAAAUUAAUAUAUACAUUUUAAAAAAAAGAUGAAGCCUGGAGCUUUAACAUCAGAAUUGCUGCUCAGACACAGACUCAGGACUUUCUCACUUGUGAAGAUGAGACGAAUUCUCCCUUUAAGGAUGCCUCCUUGGGAAUGAGAAGAAAACUCAACCAACAUGCUGCAUAAGAGGGGAAAGACUGCACUCGUCUCCUGGCUAUGAUGUCACCAUUCUCACAUAUCUGUCUAGAGCUCUCUCUCGACGGAGCAACCUGUGCGGUUGCUCUGUGUGCACUUACACCACAGUUAACCUGGACACACUUGAUUUUCGUGUUGCUUCAACUCCUACCCAACCCCUUGGUCAUUUCUUUUGUUUCUUUAAAGCUUGAGACUAUCCAGGAUCCAUGCUGUGGCAUUAUUUUCUCUUUUCUGGUUUUCUUCAAAGCAGAAUAUAUAAGAAAACGAUUACCUUGCAUCAUAUUGUGUGGCUGUGGAGUGUGUGUGUGUGUGUGUGUGUGUGUGUGUGUGUGUGUGUGUGUGUGUGUGCGCCCGUGCGCAUGUGCGUUUUGUUUUUAAAUAAUUAUUGUCAAAAAUACUGUGAAUUUAAGUUCAACUGUACUAUCAGUUAUUUGUUUUCAGUCCUGUAUCAGGAAUUCAGUAUGGAUACUUCUUUCAGUAAAACCACUCAGCAUGAUGUAGGCCAUGUUACAUCACCUUCUUCUCCCCUUCAAUAAAAGUGAAAAAUGGUUAUGUUCAAUUUA